AUGCUUCAGUUGUUGCUUUGCGUUCGGCUGGGAAAGGACGACACGCAGUGGCUCGUGUAUUGGACUACCUAUGGAACCUUCUCUCUUGUGGAUCAAUUCGCCGACCGCAUCACUCCCUACUUUCCGCUGUAUUGGCCGCUCAAAGCGCUCUUCCUUCUCUACUUGUAUUUGCCUCAAACUUAUGGAGCGCAGAAUAUGUACGUCAAGUACCUCGACCCGGCGUUCGAUAAGUUGGCGAAACGAGUGGCGGGAAUGUAGAAGUUUGUUCGAUGCGCUUGGAUGUUGAUGGUGGAUGCAAAAAAGAGGACGGGGGAAUAUGUAAAGAUGAAUAAAAUAGA
This is a messenger RNA of Meloidogyne enterolobii, 338 nucleotides long. Lineage: Eukaryota; Metazoa; Nematoda; Chromadorea; Rhabditida; Meloidogynidae. The record is from the annotation of a GenBank genome assembly.